AUGGUUGAAACCCUUUUCUCGUACUCUGAUACAGUCAUUAUCCCCUAUCCAGCUGUAAAAGCUCUUGCAUCAUCACAAUCUGGUAGGCCUGUGGAUAGUACAGCAGGUACGGCUUCUGACGAGCCUCUAACAAAAGACUACUCUACGGUUCAGAUGCCGAUUUCAAACUCAAGGCCUCUAGGCAGCGCCGUUUUGGACGGCAUAGAUUUCAACAUCGAGAAAGGUGGACCUCACUAUGCUGCACUUGCUAGGAGGUUGUCUGACUACAGCAAAAGAGGCAAAAAAGUCUACUUAAGUGCAGCACCACAAUGCCCAUUUCCUGACCAGUAUCUCAAUGGUGCUCUGUCCACUGGCCUAUUCGACUAUGUUUGGGUCCAAUUCUACAACAACCCUCAGUGUCAAUUUACCACCAGCAACCCCAAUGCCUUCAGGGACUCAUGGAACAAAUGGACCUCCAUAAAAGCCGGCCAGUUCUUCGUUGGGCUUCCGGCUUCCCGUCAAGCUGCUGACAGUGGCUUUGUGAAUCCAAAUGAUCUGAAAAACCAAGUGUUUCCUUUUGUUAAGGGAUCUCCCAAGUAUGGAGGUGUCAUGCUUUAUGAUAAGUUCAACGAUGACAAGAGUGGCUAUAGUUCUCAAAUUCGAGGCAGUGUGUAACU
Molecule: messenger RNA, 656 nt
Organism: Prunus dulcis (almond)
Lineage: Eukaryota; Viridiplantae; Streptophyta; Magnoliopsida; Rosales; Rosaceae
Product: basic endochitinase-like
Exons: 3
Coding region: 1-654 (217 amino acids)
Biological process (GO): carbohydrate metabolic process
Cellular component (GO): extracellular region
Molecular function (GO): chitinase activity
Source: RefSeq, a predicted model, not a curated record